This is a messenger RNA of Durusdinium trenchii, 1851 nucleotides long. The record is from the annotation of a GenBank genome assembly. NCBI's taxonomy places the organism in Eukaryota, Dinophyceae, Suessiales, Symbiodiniaceae.
AUGGUUGUGGUUUUUGAGACCAACGAGCCCUAUAGCCCUGCCAUGCUGGAAGCUGCCUUGAUCGACAUCUACAAAUGUCUCCAGGCACCAUCUUCAAUCCCCUUUGCCUCCUGUGCCGCGGCCAUCAAUACCGCCCGGGACGUCGUUGCAGAUAUUGGUCCACGUGCUGCUUCACGGUCCGUGGGCCUUCUAGAUAUUGCACGUUGCAAUCCAAGACACUCCGAAAGAGAGACACACAAGGUUCUAGCAAAGAAGUAUGGCUUAGCGCUGGACAUUCCGCAAUCUAGGCUUUCAACAAAAGAUGAUGGCUGCCACAUUCCCUUGCUUAGGCUCAGGGAUUGGGCUCGAUUUCUGUUGAAACACAAUUGCUGGCACCUUUGCACGGGACUGGUCCGACCAGACCAGAAAAGGGAGAGAUCCAUAUUGAAAGUGUUUUGGGCACGCUACAAGCAGUGGAACCCGAAGCACCCCAUCUUCCAGAAGGCUGCUCGUGGAGAAGUGUGUUUAAGCCGAGUUGCUCCAAUAUGUUUUCAUGGGGACGAGGGCAGAUCGCGCAAGCGAUCACCAUUCAUGGUCUUGAGUUUUUACCCAAUGCUGGGCCGUGGCGUUUGCUUGCAAAAGAAGCAGAAAGCGCAGCCUUUGAAGCGCUACCUAAAAUUGAAGCCGAACUUCAAAGGACAUUCCUACACCAGCAGGUGGCUUUUUACAGGCCUGAGAAAACGUGACUACACCGACAAGCGCGAGCACAAUUGGAAGUUGGUUCUGGAAGAGGCUGCUACAGAGGCGGCGCACAUGUGUGAGGUUGGCGCUGAAAGCCUUUCAGGUGAAAGGCACUGGAUGCAAUUGGUUCACAUUUGUGGCGAUUGGCCGUUUUUACACAAAAGUGGAUACUUCCGGAGAUCGUUCCUUACAGUUCAAAAAAGGUUGUCCCAAAGGAGAUUGGCAGGCAUAUGUCACUUGUGCUUGGCAGGAACGAGUGAUGUGCAGUUCGAACAAAUCGCCACCAGAAGGCCAAAAUGGCUCUCCACGCUUCACCAGGAAAGUCCAUUUGAUGAACCAAAUCCUUUCAGUGUUGUGUUGCACGUGGAAGAUCGGCUAUCUGAGCUGUGGGCCUACGACCUAUUCCAUGUAUGGCACCUUGGUGUAUCGAAAAACUACUUGGGAUCAGUUCUGGUGAUUCUUAGCGAACUGGAACCACACUCCAGUGUGGAUGCUCGCUUCGACUCCCUGACUGAAAAAUAUAAGACAUGGUGUCGUGUGCACAAGCGACGUGCGCAUGUGAUCAAGAUCAACAAGGAGCUGUUGAAUUGGACCACUACGUCCCAGUUUCCAACAGGAAGUUGGCACAAGGGCGAGUUGUCAACAGUUUUAAUGGAGUAUGUUGAAUGGCGGUUCCUCAGCGAAAGCUUUGAUGAUCCAAUGCUGACCAAGGCUGCAGAAGCAUGUCAUGCGAUACAGGCAUGCAUCAGGGGCAUGUAUUCUGCUGAUCUUUUUCUCUCUCCGUCAGAGAGCCACCAGAUUUCUGAACUUGGGUUUCGCUUUCUCCGACGCUACGAGCAAUUGGCCCAAGAGGCACAUGCUCAGCACAAGAACUUGUUCGUCUUCCAACCCAAGAUUCACAUCAUUCCACAUUGGUUGGUGGCACUCAGCAAAGCCUCGAAAGAUAACCGAUAUGCCCUAAACCCAUUGGGCACCAGCUGUCAGCAAAACGAGGACUUCAUCGGCCGGGCAUCACGUGUUUCGAGAAAGGUUGCGACCAGUGACUUGAGCUUGUCCAGGAUUAUGGACAGGUAUUUAAAAGCUGCCUUCGCUAAGUGGGUUGACUGUGGAUACUUGGUCAAGCCAGAGUAA